Messenger RNA from Frankliniella occidentalis (western flower thrips), 2551 nucleotides. RefSeq names its product zinc finger protein 239-like. Gene Ontology annotation, biological process: regulation of transcription by RNA polymerase II. The transcript has 3 exons. Gene Ontology annotation, molecular function: protein binding; RNA polymerase II cis-regulatory region sequence-specific DNA binding; DNA-binding transcription activator activity, RNA polymerase II-specific. NCBI's taxonomy places the organism in Eukaryota, Metazoa, Arthropoda, Insecta, Thysanoptera, Thripidae. Bases 334 to 1767 code for a protein of 477 amino acids. Gene Ontology annotation, cellular component: nucleus. The record is from RefSeq and is a predicted model, not a curated record.
GUGUUGACGUCGGACGUCGCACGCGGUCGCACGUCGCGUUCGCGGUGGUGUAGUGCGUUUUUGGUUUUAGCGAAGCCCCUUAACUUUUGAAUUCAUUUAUGUGUGAUUAAGUGCCAUCGAGUUUCAAUUCGAAGCGAAGAUUCUUGAGAGGAAAUACCCGGAAAACGACUGAACUGACGGUUCAUGUUGUUAUCGGUGGUGUUUUCCUCACAAUCAUAAGAAGCGGCGGCGGCGACACUUUCUCACUCAGCAUCUAUCUACCUUGGCUGUGGCUGUGGCUGCGACGGACGACAACGGGGGCGUACUAACGACAAGGAGUACAAGGAGAAGAACAUGGAGCAGCUCUCGGACGACGCGGUGCUGCAGGUGCUGCGGUUCCUGGACGUGCCCUCGCUCUUGACGUGCCGCCUGGUGUGCAGGAGACUCGGGGACCUUGUGCUGCACCCCGAUGCGUGGCUGCAUCGAGAGGUCGGCGCGGCCCGCAGACCCUGCAUGUGUUCGGUGCUGCGCCUGGCGCCGUGUCUCCGACGGUUAGACACGACGUCAGCAAAAAUCACUGCGAACAGCUGCCUCCCGGCGGCGUUAGCUUCGACCAGGUGCGCCGUAGCCGAAUUGCAACUAUGGGUGCAUAACGACGUAGAGGCUGGCGUUGCCACUGCGCUGAUACUUAGGCAGGCGGGACUUGGCCGGCUGAGGUGCCUUGGAGUCUCGCUUGGAGUAAAUAUCGAGGAGAGAGUCUCCGCGUCUAUGAUCUCCAUGUUCCUGGCAGCUGUGGCGUCUACGCGUGGCUGGAAAGAGAUAGAUAUAAGUAUGAUUCGUACAGUUGUCCCAAGUUUUCGAACCACGGCCUCUGUCGCUCUUGGCAGCGCCGUGACGACUCCAUCUCUGAAGAAUUUCCGGUGUGACCGCAUCCCGGGGGCUGAGCCGUUCGUGCUCUUCAUGCUGGCCGGGCACGCCGACACUCUCGAGACUGUGGACCUCGGACCGUCCCCGCCCAACAUGUUCGCGGCCUCCAUUGCGCCCCUUCUGGCCGGCAUGGCGCACCUCCGGGAGCUGUCGUGCUGCAACCUCCGCGGACUGGAGGCCCUGACUGGCUGCCAGUCGCUCCGGAUCCUGCGCCUCGGCGUCAGCAGACAUGAGUAUCCUCCGGUCGACCGGGCUGCCUGCGCAGGAGCCGCCAAACUCCUUCGUCACGCCGAGCACCUGCGGAAACUGACGCUCGGCGCUGUCCAAGCUAACGCCGGCGUGGUGGUGGACCUCAUCUGCGCCCUGGCCGCGUCCGGACGCUCCCGUCUGGAGUGGCUAACAAUUUCAACGAUUGUGACCGGUCCCCAUGUGCAAGCGCUGAUCCGUGCACUCCCUGGGCUGCCGGCCCUGCAGUUUCUGGAGGCUCGUGUGGACGUGAAGCAGGACGUCGACGACCUUGUGCUGGCCAUCACCCCCAUCACUGCACCCGCCUUGCAGAGAGUUGAACUUGAGCUCGAUUUUACAAAAGGCAAGGUGUGCGUUCAUGCCUGGUUCCACGGCGACGCGUUCAAGACCCUCAUGGAGCGAAACCCCCUUCUCCAUUUCAUUCUACGAGGCGAGAUGUACUGCGGGGACAAGUUUUGUCAGGCAUGCGCGAAAGGUUGCCAUGCAGCAGUACUACAGGAGAGUAGUCUUUUCUCUAACUAUUUCCUGUUCUGCCAUGAUCCGGAAAAAAAAUGUUCUGUUGAUCACAGUCUUAAACUCGGUGACGGCUGGGGCCACUGGGUCCAUACGGACUGACAAGCCUGUGUUAUCUAAUAGUUUAAUCUUAUCUAGUAAUUUAAUUUCUGUUUCCUUCGAUUCAAGUUUUGUUUUCUUUCCCUUUUAUACCGGCAUAGAAAUUAAAUUUUGCCUUUAGAAUAUUUGCAGCAAUAAAGGAUGAGCUCCUACAUUGUGGAGCCAUAAUCACAAAUAUCGCCAUUGCCCCAUCCCCAACACACUGCUCUUCAUUUCAAAAACAAUAGAGCGUAAUCGUUCCUGGCUUCACCGCUAGCUAUGCCUAGGAUUUUCAUUUUCAUUUCUGUGAGAGUUCUUCGAAAAAUCUGGCAUUUAUUGAACGCUCAAAAUGGCAAAUUUCACGUUUUGGACUUUUUCUCUGUAAGUCCCCAUAUUAAAGGUUAACGGCGCAGGGCAUCUUUUUCCCCCAUCCUAAUAAAAUCCAACAAAAUUCUAUUUAUAACCAUGGUAUGGUUCUGGACGUAGAACACUUUCAGAACUAGCUCGCUAGAUAUGUAAACACUUUUUUUGUCUAAACAGCCCUCUCUAGUGUGUCUAGUGUUGUAAAAAUACAAUUUAAAAUAUUGCAAAAUUACAAUCAACCUCCAGUAGCGCUAAUGCACUUCAAUGUGCUUUAGUUGCGGCAAUGCUCGUAGAAAUGCACAGAAAAGGUGACACAUUCCCAACGCAUUAUAUGCGCGUAAUCCGCACUAAGUGUGCAUUCAAUGCUUUGAAGCGCUUUAAAAGCGUAACCAAUGUGUCACCUUUUAUGUGCAUUUUUACGCGCAUUGAAGCAAUUGAAGAGCGU